UCGCCGGUGACGCGGGGUGGAGGAAGGCGUUGCUCGGCGCUCUCGCUCGGAGCUGACUAGAGGAUCGGAAAAUGGCGGAUCUCGAAGACGUUACCCUGGACGGGAGACCGCUCCAGUCCCUUCGAGUUGCGGACUUAAAAGCCGCCCUGGAGGAGAGAGGACUGUCUAAAAGUGGACAGAAGAAUGCGCUGAUCAAAAGACUGAAAGGGGCUCUCAUGCUGGAGAAUCUGCAAAGGACCUCCACCGCUCACAUUGGACUGCAGCCAAACUCACAGAUUGGUGAGGAAAUGAGCCAGAACAGCUUCAUCAAGCAGUAUCUGGCUAAACAACAGGAGCUCCUAAGGCAGCGUCUGGAGAGAGAGGCUCGUGAAGCCUAUGAAACGAAUGACCAAGAUGACCACAAGGAAGUCAACAACAGUACCACGUGUCCUCCCCAAGCCCAGGAGGUUGCACCAGCAAUGUCAGAGCAGCACAAGCCCCCCGGCCCCUCUGGUGGUGGGGGAUUGUUUGGUGCAGGGAACGAGGGAGAAGCUAACAGGAACCAGGAUGCUGACAUGUCUGGUCCUCCUGCUUCUGCCUCUGUGGCGAUGCGCAUUCCUGGGGGGCCAGAGAGGGGCUCUGCAGCCAAUGAAGAUCCCGCUGACAGCGACGAUGAUGACAGCGACGAUGGGGACGAGGAUGGUGAUGAUGAUGACUGGGACAGCAGUGCUCGGAGGAGAAACCUCAGAGAGCCGGCCAGAGCGCCCACGACCAGAGAGCGGUCUGGAGCUUCAUGUCAACCCCAACAGCAACACAUGCCUUCCCUUUUGUCCCCUCAGCUUCGCCAGCCAACACCUCCUCCCUCCCCACCUCCAGAGCUGUCAUUUCCCUUACCUGACACCCCAAAACAGAGCCCCCCGAGUCCAGAUUUGGCCCCAGCUCAGCGCUCACCAAGUUCCUCCAGCUCUGGUUCCUCCAGCAGCGGCAGCCGCAGUAGCAGCCCAGAGCCACAGAGGGGUGGACAUGUAGAGCGCAAGCCUGGCCCGCUGACUCUCCUGGCUAGAAAGAUGGCAUCAGAAGGUGCAUUUUCGGGAGCAGGUUGGCAUGGCGGCGUUGCGGAAGGCGAUAGACAGGACAGCAGUUUGCCCACAUCAUUUCCUGGCAGAGGGCCUCCAGAGGGUCCGGUAUCUGCCAUCACUCACACAGCCAACACUGCAGGCCAUGUGCCACCAUUUCCCAUGAUUCCAGGCACCAACCAGGGUGUCCUAGGAGCGCAUUCAUCCCACAUUCAAGUACCCGUGAGUGUGCUAAAAGCCACUGCAACUGAAGAGAGGGACAGAGAGAGGAACUCUGAGAUAGAGAGGGAAAAAGCUCUCGAGCUGGAGAGGAAGAGAAAACUUGAGCAAGAACGAGCAAUUGAGGAAGAGCGCCAAAGAGCUCUUGCACAAGAGAGAGAAGAAAGAGAGAGAGCUUUAGAGAAAGAAAGAAUUGAACGACAACAGGCCGUAGAAAGAGAAGAGCGAGAAAAGGCUUUGCAGCGGGAGAGGGAGCUCGCUUUAGAACGAGAGAGGCAGGAGAGGGAACUAGCUUUGGCAAAAGAGAGGGAAGAGCGAGAGCAAGCCUUAGCACGAGAGCGGGCCUUGGAGCUGGAGAGGCAGAAGGAGCUGGAGAGGCAGAAGGAGCUGGAGAGGCAGAAGGAGAUGGAGAGGCAGAAGGAGCUGGAGAGGCAGAAGGAGCUGGAGAGGCAGAAGGAGCUGGAGAGGCAGAAGGAGCUGGAAAGGCAGAAGGAGCUGGAAAGGCAGAAGGAGAUGGAGAGGCAGAGGGCCCUGGAACUUGAGAGACAGCGAGAGCUUGAAAGGCAGAAGGCCCAAGAGCAAGAACGUUUGCUAAGAGAAAAAGAGGAGCAGGAGAGAGCCAUGGCUUUGGAGCAGGAAAGAAAGGAGAAAGAAAAGGCUCUUGAGCAAGAGAGGUUAGAGAGGGAAAGAGCUCUGGAGGCUGAGAGGAAGGAGAAGGAGAGGAUUGAGCGGGAAAGGGUGGAAAGGGAAAGGUUAGAGAAGGAGAAAGCCCUGGAGCAAGAGAGAAUAGAGAGAGAAAAAGCAUUAGAGCAAGAGAGAAUAGAAAGAGAGAAAGCUUUGGAGCAAGAACGACGAGAAAAGGAGAGAGCCCAAGAACGAGAGAGAAUUGAGAGGGAAAAAGCCUUGGAGCAAGAGAGGAUUGAGAAGCAAAAAGCCGUGGAACGAGAGAGGAUUGAGAAGCAAAAAGCCCUGGAACGAGAGAGAAUAGAAAGAGAAAAGGCUCUUGAGCAAGAAAGAUUGGAGAAGGAGAAGGCCUUAGAGCUAGAGAGGAAGGAAAAGGAGAGAAUCCAGAGAGAGAAAGCACUGGAGCAAGAGAGGAUGGAAAGGGAAAAGGCCUUGGAACGAGAGAAAUUGGAGAGAGAGACAGCUCUAAAUAAGGAGAGGAUGGAGAAGGAAAGGGCUGAGAAGGAGAGGAAAGAGAAGCUGGAGAUUGAGAAAGCCUUAGAACAGGAGAAACUUGAAAAAGAGAGAGCCUUGGAUGAGGUGAGGAAGGAGAAGGAGCAAGAGAGGGAGAGAGCCCUUGAGCGUGAAAGGUUAGAGAGGGAGAAAACCAUGCAGAAUGAAAAGGAGGAGCAGGAGAAAGAGCUAUCUAGGGUUGCUGAAAAGGAGAGGGAGAGUCACCUUCCUCCAUUCAAACGUGGCCGUGAGUUUGGUCUCACAUCCACUGCUCCCCCCCUCUCCACAGGACCAGGUAGAAAGCCAUCAACAGAGCCAGGAGAGCAGGAAGAUGCCCAUGCUCCUGUGUCCAGGACUGAAGCAGCAGAAUCCGGUGCACCUAUGUCAGCAACCCCCCUGUCACCUCAGUCCUCAUUCAAGAAGUUCCGGUUCUUUAGAGACUCUCCAAUUCAGCCCCAAUCUUCUUCCCCCUCCAUUUUUAUUAAGCGGCCCCGUAACUUCUCUGACACCCCCCAGCCCUGGGUCUCACCUGUCAUUGCUAACGUUGCAGAACAACAACAGGAAGGACACAAGCUCCCUGAUGAACAUAAAGAUCCACAGAUGCGGACAAAACCAGAGGGAUCUAUGGAGACUCUGCCUGAGAAAGAGACCGGGGAGACCACUGUUAGUGCUAAAUUUGUCAAGGGUCCCACAAAAGAAGGGUCAAAAAUCCUCAUACCUGAGGACAAUGACAAAGCAGAUUCAGGGAAGAUUAAACAGGCUGCCUCAGAAUCCACCAAAAAAGCAGAAGUGGAUGAAAGGGGUCCGGCAAGCUCAGCGAACGAUUCACAACACAGAGGAAGAGAUGCAAAGAAGGAAGAACGAAAAGCACGACGACAUUCAUCGUCUGAUGAUUCCUCUUCAGAAUCUGAUUCGGGGUCCUCAUCGUCUCGGUCGUCCAGCUCAUCAUCAUCUUCUGAAGAGAAGACCUCUGCUUCAAGAAAUAGAAAGGAAGGGAAACCAGGAAGAGAAUCCUCACCACAGCACAGGGUGACACUAGAUGCUAAGGACAAGGGUUUAAAGGAAGCUAAAAAAUCCUCCCCGCAGAAAUCUGUCGAGAAGAGUGACACAGCUGCUGAUGGAGACCGACAGGCCAAGGAACCACUCAUCGAAGCACCAUCCAGGGACGAGACGCAGAUGAAGAGGAAGGACAGCAAGGGAGAGGAGGAACAAGACAAACACAGGCAGGAGAAGGAGACUGCCAUGGCAGAGCCAGACAAGCUUCCAGACUCCAGCGAGGAGACACCAAAGGCCUUCUCGGCUCGUAAGAUCUCUCUGAGCAGCAGUAAAUCUUCCCCAGGCUCUGGAGGUGCAGAAGGAGAGCAGGAGUCUGGAGGUGCAGCUGGUCGCAAAAGGAGGUGGGGCUCCAGCGCAGCGGUCACUGCCAAGAAACCUUCAAUCAGCAUCACCACAGAUUCUCUCAAGUCUCUGAUCCCUGACAUUCGGCCAUCUCUCGGCCAGGACGCAGUAGUGGACCUGCACCCAGAGGAGGCUGUCCUCUCCGGGGCUGAGGAUGAAGAGAGGGAACGCUCUGACCAGGACCUUCAGAUCAGACGCACUGUCACACAGGUGGUGCACUCGGAUAGCCAAGAGAAUGGACAGAAAGAUGUGAAGAGGAGCAGAUUCGAGGAGCUUGAGGAAGACUACCUGCAGGGAGACAGAUUGAAGACGAGGGAGCAUGAAGAGAAGAUGGACGCCUCAUUUACUGAGGCAGAGGAAACCCAGUCUCCAUCACAUACCAGCCAUGAUGUAGAAAUCAACACUGUGACACCCAGCGACACCCUCAUUCGUCGCUCCAUCAGCCAGCAGAAAACAGGUGUUUCCAUCACGAUCGAUGACCCUGUCCGCACGGCUCAACAGCCCUCGCCACCUCGGGGCAAAGUCUCCAGCAUUGUUCAUAUCUGCAACCUGGUGAGACCGUUCACUCUUGGGCAACUCAAAGAAUUGCUCAGCAGAACUGGCACCCUGGUGGACGAAGGCUUCUGGAUCGACAAAAUCAAGUCUCACUGCUACGUCACUUACUGCAGCUCAGAAGAAGCCACCGCUACACGGGAAGCUCUUCAUGGAGUUAAAUGGCCUCAGAGUAACCCUAAAGUCCUGAGUGUAGACUUCUGCCAGCAGGAUGAGCUGGACUUCCACAAAAGCUUGGGUGCAGCCGACAGACCCGGAGCAGAGGAUCAGGGCCGCGGUCGAACCUCAGGCCUGCCCUCUCUGAUCCCAGAGCGAGAUCAGUGGGCCGAGCGCGAGCGUGAGAUGGAGCGCCGGGAGAGGGCUCGAGCAGACCGGGAGUGGGACCGUGACAAGGUCAAAGAGUUUGGAAAACCUGGAGAAGAGAAGGAAGGUGCCAAGAGAUCGCGCUCCAGGGAGAGACGACGCAAGGAGAGGGGAAAGAGUAAAGAGAAAAGGACAGAGAAAAAAGAAAAAGCAGCCGAGGAUCCUCCUGCAAAGCUGCUUGAUGAUCUUUUCCGCAAAACUAAAGCGGCUCCUUGCAUAUACUGGCUUCCACUUACAGAUGAACAGUUUCUUCAGAGGGAAGCUGCCAGAGCAGAACGGAUGAAGGAGCGACAGAAGCGAUGGAAGGAGCAAGAAGAGGAGGAGGGCAAAAAAAGGGAAGAGGAGGAGCGUAAAGAGAAGAUGAAGGCUGCAGCCGGCUCAGCUGGAGAGCGCAGUGAGGGUGAGAAAGACAAGGACAGAGACAGAGAGAGGGAUAGAGAACGAGACCGGGGUAGGGACAGGGACAGGGACAGGGAGAGGGAGAGAGAGCGGGAAAGGGAGAGGGAAAAUGACAAACGCAGGGAUGGCUACCGUAGACCGGGCGGAAGCGGGACCGGCGGGGGCCGACGCUCACGCAGCCGCAGUGAUCCUCGAGAAAGGCGGCGUUAACGGCCAAUCAACAGUUGGAACUGUCCUAGAGAUCUCUUCCAUUUGCCUUUCACUACAUGUACUUUGUUACAACUAAGACCCAACAGAGGACCAACUGAUGUCGUCACCGCCUCUCAAAAUGUCACCUUUUUUAAAGCACAUCUCACACCUACACAGUCAUGCUUAAAGGGGACCAUGAUUUUUUGCAGUGUUGUUUCCCAGAGUGCUGUACGUUUUGUUUCUGUCGAGGUUUGAUAAUUCUUUAUUCAUUUGCUUCUUUAUUUUCUUUGGUAUUUGUUGUGACGGCAUAGCAGUAUGGCACACUGGGUAAUUUUUAAAGAUUCCCCCCACCCCAAUGUUCCCCAUUUACCCCAAAGUGUAGGUGCCAAUUAUAAUUUGCAUCAAUUGUCGUCGCCUUAGUGUUUUAACAGCUCUGCAGUUUGGACGAGGAAUCCUUCUGCUGCUGCUUGUAGUCCAAGACUCUUCUUGCCAGUCCUGCCUAAAGAUAAAACUCUGCUCUUUGUGCAGAGACUUGCAUCUAACAUUAUUGGAAAGGUUUGUUUAGCCUUUUGUACAGACAUAUGAGAAAAGUCAAAAUCAAGUCUUUAAAUAAGGCAGCUCUGGGGUAUUUUUGGACAGGUGUGGAAUAACUACUAAGGCAAUGCAGUGUUCCUCUCUCCCUCGUUUCUGUUAAAAGACGAAAUGAUUCUCUAAGCAGGGAGACUCUUUGUUUGUCACACCUGACAAAAAAAAUAUAACUAUGUCCUUAUCAUUGAUUCUCUUCUUCCUCGCUCCUCUUCUUCCUGCUCUCUCACCCUGUAGUGUGGAUACAGGCCCGAGAGGGGAGGUUGCAGUAAGAGUUUUCUCAACAAUGGUUUUAAUAUUGUUUUUUAAUCAUUAUUUUAUCAUUUUAGUACCAAGGUUUGUUUUUGUUUUUUAAUUUCUUCUUUGAGUACGCCUAUCAGUGGUGAAUGUACAAAUAAUAAAAACUGAGAUUUGA
Molecule: messenger RNA, 6351 nt
Organism: Notolabrus celidotus (New Zealand spotty)
Lineage: Eukaryota; Metazoa; Chordata; Actinopteri; Labriformes; Labridae
Gene: acin1a
Product: apoptotic chromatin condensation inducer 1a
Exons: 18
Coding region: 72-5372 (1766 amino acids)
Molecular function (GO): nucleic acid binding
Source: RefSeq, a predicted model, not a curated record